AUGCAAAUAAAUCUUUCAUUCCUAUCUCCUCUCUCUCCACCUCCUUCCCUUCCCUAUACAUCAUCAUCCACCGGCAUAUUUAUGCCCUCUAUUCAACCCUUUCUUUCAUCUUCUUCGACCAACAUAGACUCUCCUGAGAGCCCCGUAAUCCCAAAAAAAAUUCCAUUCUGUUGGACUUGUCGCGAAAAUAUAGAGAAAAAAAACAAAGAAACGCUUAUGAUGAGCAUGCCCAAGCCCAACCACAACCAAUCGAAGCAGGGGGUAUCACAGCGCAAAUUUUUCGCAUCGCAUCCAGGCAAUACAUGUUCCAAGAAGAAAAGUUUCUCUUUCCAAGGCUCCAGCCUCCUCGGGUCCAAGAGUGUAAAUAUCGUUGGACUCGUCAUACUCAACGUGCGCAAUACGUUUGAAUAUCGUUCCCGGGAUGCUUCUGUAUCCUGA
This is a messenger RNA of Pseudocercospora fijiensis CIRAD86, 438 nucleotides long. RefSeq lists its product as uncharacterized. NCBI's taxonomy places the organism in Eukaryota, Fungi, Ascomycota, Dothideomycetes, Mycosphaerellales, Mycosphaerellaceae. The record is from RefSeq and is a predicted model, not a curated record. Bases 1 to 438 code for a protein of 145 amino acids. The transcript has 8 exons.